Molecule: messenger RNA, 5146 nt
Organism: Rhopilema esculentum
Lineage: Eukaryota; Metazoa; Cnidaria; Scyphozoa; Rhizostomeae; Rhizostomatidae
Source: RefSeq, a predicted model, not a curated record
GGAAACGUGCUCACACAUGUGUUGUGGGAAAUUAGUAACUUGUCAGUACGUAUAGAUUUAGUUAUCCGCAUGUUUAAGAAACCAAAUUAGAUACUUACAGAUACAGUAAAAUUAAUAGACUCGUGGAAACAGAAAUUAAGGAACCAUAAAUGCACACAACAUCCUGCAUGAUGCACAGGCACAUGGUUAAAUCGUAGUAAAAACCGUAAGUAAAGCAGAUUAAUCAGUAUUAUUAGAUAAAUGGAGCAAUUUCGUAUAAAAGAUUUAAAUAGAAACACUAAAGUAGAGUUAGAGUAGAGUCGCUCGAAAUGUAGGUAAGAGACGAGCAACGUAGAGUCGCCUAAUAAUUGUAUGUGGAAUAAAACAGAAAAUUAAAGAUGUACGAAAACGAUAUGGUCUUUUUCUUGAGAAAUUCGGUUCACUUCUGAAACCUCUUUCGAAUCAGUAGAGUGAAGCAAUUAAUGCAACAAGUGGUCCACCGCGAGCCAGAGGUUUACAGUGAAUAUGGAGAAUUUAGAAAAGGACAAGAAGAAGAGAAGUCUAUUCAGAAGAAAUGUUACGAAGUUGGUGAACAAAGUGAAAGAUAUAUUGGAUUCUCCAGAUGUGGAAGAUGGAUUGGUCGAGCAUCUGCGUAAGGAGCUGCUGGAACGACAAAUAGAGCUGAAGGAAGUUGACGAUAAAAUUUUGGAUUCACUGCUGGAAAUCGAAGAAACAGAUGAGCAAGAAUUGGAUAGAGAAAGUGAAGAGGCGAGUAGCUAUAAGGAAAAAAUUUCAUUUGCCAUCAGCAGGAUCGAUCGAUUUCUAAAACCGCCAGAACGAAAUUCGCACAACACGAGAAGUUUGUCACAGGACAGCUUAAAUUCCAAUUCGUCGAGCGAAACCAAGUUGGUCAAAAAAGUGAACAUCAAAUUGCCGAAAUUGGAGCUGAAAAAAUUCGGAGGAAAAAUUCACGAAUGGCCGGAAUUUUGGGAUGGAUUUCAAAGCGUGCAUGGAAACCCCGAUCUCGCGGACUGCGACAAGUUUAAAUACCUGAAGAGUUUUUUAGAGGAACCAGCCAGACGGGUUGUAGCUGGAAUGCCGAUGACGGAGGAAAAUUACAAGAUUGCCGUGGAUUUGCUGCAGAAGCGAUUCGGGAGAAAGGAAGUUAUACAGCAAGCGCACAUCGGACAUCUUAUGGGGCUUCAGCCGGUAUUCAACGAAAAAUCCACCACACGGUUGCGGAAUCUGCAUGAUGAAAUCGAGACGCAUUUCCGUGGACUCGAGGCCAUGGGGGUAAACAAAUAUUCGUAUUCUUCGAUCGUCGUGCCAUGCCUGAUGGAGAAAAUUCCGGAGAAUAUGAGGAGCCAAAUGAUCAGGAAUUCAAGGGAAAACUAUCUAAGUUGGGCAGUUGACGACUUACUGGCUUAUAUGGAACAAGAACUGCACAUAAAGGAAUGCCAAGUGCCAUUUGCCAAGAAGGAGAACGCUGAGUUUGGAGCAAGGCCUAGACUUGACAGGGGACAUGGCGGCACCGCAUCAUCAUUGCACGUUGGCAGCAAAACUGAAGAAGGUAGCUGUGUUUUUUGCAGAAAAGGACACGCCCCUGAGGCAUGUAACAAUGUCAAAGGAGCAGAAAGGCGUAGAAACAUGCUUAUGAGAUAUGCCAAGUGUUUUUUGUGUUUAAGAUCAGGGCACCGUGCUUAUAAUUGUAGGAGUAAUCUUAACUGUAGCACGUGUAAGGGAAGGCAUAAUGUUGCAAUUUGUUCUAAAGCAGAGAAGGUGCAAUUUGAUAAGCUUAAUCGUAGUGAUAAGGAAACCGAAGGGAAUAGAUCAUCUGCUGCCCAGUUAAGCCCAAAUGCACCGUCAUGGAUAGGAAGUACCGGCUCAGGGGGGAACGUAGCACUCCAGACUGCUGCAGCGAAGGUUAACGGGCAUAGAUUACGUGUUCUUUUUGACUCAGGAAGCCACAGAUCGUUUAUAACUUCGCAAACUGUCAGCAAGCUAGGACUAGAAAUCGUUAGGGAGGAAACCUUAGGAAUAAAGCCCUUUGGGAGUGAAAGUGCAGAGUACAAAGUGAGAGAAGUUGUUCGAGUGCCAUUGUCUUCACAGGACGGAAUGAGGAAAAUUGUUAUUGAAUGCUUUGUUGUUGAUAACAUAUCUAACAUUAGCAAUGUACACCCUGAAGUUGUUAGAAAAUCUUAUCCUCACUUGCAUGAAAUCUGGUUCUCAGAUGUUUGUAGGCUGGAAACAUUAACUGUAGAAAUUCUGGUUGGGUCAGACUUCAUGUGGAGCUUCAUGGAAGGUGAAAUCAAACGAGGGGGGCCUGGAGAACCGGUUGGUGUCAAAACAGCACUGGGCUGGGUACUUUCAGGUCCAUUGGAAGGUAACAAGUUGAUUUCUUAUGAAUUCAAUGUAAAUUUUGUGCCAGAAGAAACAUCCACAUUAUUUGUUAGACAGGAUCUUGAUUUGCAUAAUAAAAUUGAUAAGUUAUGGAACCUAGACUCUAUUGGAAUUAAAGAGGAAAAUAAUGUAUAUGAAAUGGUCUUGGAUAACCUAACUUUUGAUGGCAAAAGAUAUUCUGUUGGUUUACCGUGGAAAACUGGCCACAAAAUCUUGCCAACUAAUUUUGACAAUGCAUAUGGCAGAUUAAACAGUCUUGUUAAUAAGCUUAAGAAAAAUCCAUCACAUUUUAAGAAAUAUGAUGAUAUAAUAAGGGAACAAGUUGAACAAGGCAUAGUAGAGCAAGUGACAGAUUUGGAGCUUGCAGCAGAAACGCAUUAUUUACCUCACAUGGCAGUCAUCAGAGAGGAGGCAGAAACUACUAAGGUGAGGAUUGUUUUUGAUGCAUCUAGUAAAGAUAAGAAACAGGGUACAUCAUUGAAUGAUUGUUUGCAUGUAGGACCAUCCUUGACACCCCUAAUUUUUGACAUUUUACUCCGGUUUAGAGAAAACAAAGUAGCAUUGGUCGGAGACAUAGAAAAAGCCUUCUUAAGCAUAGAAGUAGAUGCAGCAGACAGAGACUUCUUGAGGUUUUUAUGGUUAAAUGAUAUUGAAAGUGAAAAUCCUAAAGUUUGCGUUUUUCGAUUUAAAAGGGUAAUUUUUGGUGCCAAUUCUUCUCCAUUUCUGUUAAACGCAGUCUUGCGUCAUCAUAUUAAUCAGUAUAAGGAGAUUGACCCUCAAUUUGUUGUUAAGUUAAUAGAAGGAUUCUUUGUGGAUGAUCUAGUUACCGGAGGGAAUAGUAAGGAAGACGCUAAAUCCCUAUUUAAUAAGGCAAAAGAAAGAAUGUUAGAGGGAGGCUUUAGGUUAAGGAAAUGGAAAACAAAUGAUGACGAUUUAGCACAGGAGAUUUUGAAGGACGAAGGUGCAGUAGUUGUAAGAAGUGCAACAGAUGACAUCACUUAUGCUAAGGAAACUUUAGGAGGAGUAAGCACUGAUGUUAAGAAGACUAAGGUUUUAGGAGUUAUUUGGGACAAUAAGAAUGAUAAGUUAGAGUUAAAUUUUAGUAGGAUAGAUAAAAAGGCUAUUCCACUCACUAAGCGUAGUAUGCUGAGUACACUUGCAGCUAUUUUUGAUCCCCAUGGAAUAGUCAGUCCCAUAGUGGUAACUGCCAAGAUCCUUUUUCAGGAAGCAUGCAUGUUAAAAUUAGGAUGGGACGACCCCCUACCAGAAUCUUUAGUUGGUAAAUGGACAAGCUGGGUGAAAGACCUCAACGCCGUUGGCAACAUUACCCUACCAAGAUGUCUUUAUGAUAAGAGUGAGGGGGAAAUAAGAAAUGUAGAGCUCCACGGUUUUGGAGAUGCUAGCUGUAAAGGGUAUUGUGCUGUUGUAUAUCUUACUUAUGAAACGGAUGCAGGGAUUAAUACUAUAUUACUUUGCUCUAAAAGUAGGGUUGCACCAUUAAAGGAAUUAUCAAUACCACGUUUAGAACUUUUGUCUGCCAGAAUUUUAGCCACAUUGGUAGAUUCUGUUAGAAAGGCACUUGCUUCACAAGUAAAAAUUGAUACAGUAAAACUGUGGCUGGAUAGUAAGACAGCAUUAAGUUGGAUUCAUCAUAAGGGUGAAUGGAAACAAUGGGUUCAAUUUAGAGUAGCAGAAAUUUUGAAGGUUACGCAAAUUGAGGACUGGGGGUAUGUUAGAGGUACUGAGAACCCUGCAGACAUAGGUUCAAGGGGCACCUCUGCUAGCCAGCUCAAAGAAAACAAAUUGUGGUGGGAAGGUCCAACCUGGUUACAAAAGGGUAGAACAGAAUGGCCAGGGGGUAUAGAACUAGAAGAUACAGAAGAAGUAAAUAAGGAGAAAAAGAAAACCAGUGUUUUGAUAACAGUUGCAGAACAACCAAAAGGUAUAGGCAAGGUAGUUGAUAUAAACAGGUAUAGCAGCCUUCGUAAAUUGCUUAGAGUAACAGCCUUUAUUUACAGGUUUAUAUCAAAUUUGAAAGCUAAAUUGAAUAAGCAGCCUGUAAAUCAAUCACCGCUGGACCCUGAAGAGAUAGUGCAGGCAGAAAAGAAAUGGAUAAAGGAUGCACAAUUGCUAAUAAAGGAAGAGAAGUCGUAUGACAGAAUAAAACUUCAACUUGGUGUACAAGAAGUUGAUGAAUUAUUAGUUUGUAAAGGCCGAUUAGACAACUCUGAAUUGAAACUAGAGUCUAAACAUCCAAUAAUUUUGCCCAAAGAACACCACUUAACAGAAUUGGUAGUGAGGGAUUGCCACAAGGCAGUUUUUCAUGGGUUAGUAAGAGCAACAUUAGCUGAGGUAAGAACACGAUUUUGGAUUUCAAAGGGUAGGCAAUUUGUGAAAAAGAUCUUAAAAUCUUGUUCUAUUUGUAGAAAACUGGAGGGUAAAGCUUAUGGAGCACCACCAACAGCUCAGCUGCCAGAUUUCCGAGUGACCAUGGCUAAACCAUUUGCAAAUGUUGGCAUUGACUUUGCUGGACCGCUCUACAUAAAGGCAAGCAAUAGUGAAAUGACAAAGAUGGAAAAAAGAGUACCUUGUAAACCUUCGGGAGUCACACAAAAUGGUGAGUAAUAAACAGCAAGUAAUCAGAACUGGAGACAUAGUAUUGGUACAAGAUGACAACUUGAAAAGAGGAGAAUGGAAGGUAGCCAAGGUGGAAGAGCUAAUUGCAGGGAAAGAUGGACAUGUUCGCGGAGCAAAGGUACGCAGAGUC